CAGCUUGAAGCGAGCGAGGAUUUAAACCAAGACGCUGACGCUUAAAACUACACCGUAUCAAUAGCCAUUUGGAUUCUCUGUCUCUUGGUCGAAGCAACACACACUUCGAAAUGGCUCUCCGAGUAACCAGAAACCGCUUGGCUUCUACCAGGACUGACCUCGGUGGCAAGGCCUGCUCGGGGACGGGGCCUUCGCUGAAGCCUCGAGCGGCGCUCGGCGAAAUCGGAAACAUCGCAGUUAACAAGGAAGCACAGAAAAAGAACAUCAAGACAGAGGCCACAAAGAAGACCAAAGUCACCACCAAAGUUGAAAAAGCAGCAGUCAUUGAACAACCCAAACCAAAAAAUGUUGCUCCCGUUAUACCCGAGCCUGCGGUACAGGUUCUGCCUGAACCAGCAUCCCCCACACCAAUGGAGACUUCUGGCUGUGAGCCUGCUGACCUCUGUCAAGCAUUUUCAGAUGUCAUGCUUCAUAGUGCUAUCAGGGAUGUGGAUGCAGAUGACUACGACAACCCCAUGCUCUGCAGUGAAUAUGUGAAAGACAUCUACAAGUACCUCCGACAGCUUGAGGCUGAGCAGAAUGUUAGACCCACUUAUCUGCAGGGUCAGGAGGUGACUGGUAACAUGCGAGCCAUUCUUAUCGACUGGCUAGUGCAAGUGAGCUUGAAGUUCCGCCUACUGCAGGAAACAAUGUACAUGACUGUGGGAAUCAUUGACCGCUUUCUUCAGGACCACCCAGUCCCCAAGAAGCAGCUGCAGCUGGUCGGAGUGACCGCCAUGUUCCUUGCUUCCAAAUACGAGGAGAUGUAUCCCCCGGAGAUCUCAGACUUUGCCUAUGUGACGGACAGGGCAUACACCACUGCCCAGAUCAGAGAUAUGGAGAUGACCAUCCUGCGGGUCCUCAAGUUCCAACUGGGCCGCCCGCUUCCUCUGCAGUUCCUCAGAAGGGCCUCAAAGAUUUAUGAGGUAACUGCUGAGCAGCACACCCUGGCAAAAUACCUCCUGGAGCUCACCAUGGUUGACUAUGAGAUGGUUCACUUCCCACCUUCCAUGAUGGCUAGUGCUGCUCUGGCUCUUACCCUCAAGAUCUUGGAUGCUGGCGAAUGGGAUGUGACACUGCAGCACUACAUGGACUACACAGCAGAGAGUUUGAUUCCUGUAAUGGCACACAUUGCCAAGAAUGUUGUGAAAGUGAAUGACGGGCUGACUAAGCACAUAGCCAUCAAAGGAAAGUACUCAACUUCAAAGCAGAUGAGAAUUGCCACCAUCUCACAGCUCAAAUCUUCAUAUGUGAAGGAUCUUGCAAAGCAGCCCACCCAGUGAGAUGACUAAAUGUGCCCUUUUUUUUUUUUUUUUCUUAGCACCAUGUGCUGAUUUUGUACAGUUGUAACUUAACUUUUUUUUUUUUAACGUGACUGAAGGAUCAGCACAUUAAGGACCGUGUCAGUGGCUUGCAUGUUUUAACCAACUGAGAUUGUACAUACGUUUACUGACCAUUUGCCAAAGCAUGCGACAAGUUUGAAUUCCUUGUCCCUGGCUUCCAGUCUGAAAUCUAGCCCUCCAAAGUUGUAACACAAGGCAGUUCAGUCAUCAAAUUAAGAGAACUGACUUGCUCUUCAGUGAAGUGAGCCAUGUCACCUUAUUGGACACAGUUACACCAAAUGACUACUGUAAUGCUACCAAUUCACUAUUUUCAGUGUGUUUUACAGCAUGGAUUGUUAAUGCACUACUUAUUGUUGGCAGACUGAAUAUCCCCUAUCCUGAGUAUCCUUGAACACAAUAUUUGACACUUCUGCACUCAAAUGUUGCCCCACACUAACUUGACCAAAGUCACAAACUUAAGUCCCUGGUGUAUCUAUUUUUAUAAAUUACUAGCUUAACUACUGCCAAGCUGUUGGAAAUCAAACUUGUUGCAUGCUUUCAGAAUGGCCAGCCAUGGAAAGGUCCAGAGCGCAGGUCUGGACCUUUUUCAUGGUAUAAUUUUCUAAAUGUGACAGUGAGUGUCUUAAAUGUACAGCAAUACAUUUUUAAAAUGGUUUUACAUUCUUAAAUGUCUUGUUCUUAAAGCAUCUAUUAAAUGGUUUCGACCAGACAUUU
Molecule: messenger RNA, 2096 nt
Organism: Xiphias gladius (swordfish)
Lineage: Eukaryota; Metazoa; Chordata; Actinopteri; Istiophoriformes; Xiphiidae
Gene: ccnb1
Product: cyclin B1
Exons: 9
Coding region: 111-1322 (403 amino acids)
Biological process (GO): mitotic cell cycle phase transition; regulation of cyclin-dependent protein serine/threonine kinase activity; mitotic metaphase chromosome alignment
Cellular component (GO): cytoplasm; nucleus; cyclin B1-CDK1 complex
Molecular function (GO): cyclin-dependent protein serine/threonine kinase regulator activity
Source: RefSeq, a predicted model, not a curated record